UCUCCAUGUAUGGGGGAAGGGCGGGGAGAGAGAGAUACCAAGGAGAUCAAAGGAUUCUCACAUGCUGGGCCAUCCACCAUGUUAUGGAGAGAAGAGAUCAUGAGCACCGGGCAUGGGAUGAGAUGAAUGGAAACAAAGGCUUUGUCCACUGUGAUCAGAUGAUAAGAAUGGGCAAGAUUUGAGUUGAGAUUAGUAAUAUAUGUAUAUGUAUGCAUGCAUGCAUGUAUCCAUGCAUUUAAAACCAUACAUGAACAGGUGUCAGGCUCUCAUAAUGUUGAGGCUCACGACCUCCAAUGGCGGAUCCGAUGCUCCCUACACCGCCGCGGACACCCCACCGCCGCCGCCGCCGCUGCUGAUGGCGACGCACCUCCACCGCUCCGCUGCCCUUCUCCUCCUCCUCAUCUUAUCCCACGUUCUCGUCCGGCCGGUCCUCGCUUCCGGCGGACACGAUGGCGGAGGAGGCGCAGAGGAGGAGGAGUUCUCGGAGGAGCUUCUUCUGAAGCCCUUGUCCGAUCGGAAGGUCCUCGCCCACUUCCAUUUCCAGAGCACCGCUCUGCCCUCCGCCACCAAUGGCCGCCACCACCGCCUCUUCCCUAAGGCCAUCGCCCAGCUGGUCGAAAAGUUUCAAAUUAAGGAAAUGGAGUUAUCCUUUACUCAGGGACGAUGGAACUAUGAGAACUGGGGAGGAUCUGAUCCGAUGUCCAGCACCAAUGCCAAGCCCCCGGGUGUCGAGCUGUGGACCCUCUUUGACCUUCCCGUCACGCAGGUUGAUGCCACUUGGAAAAAUCUCACCCAUUCCCUUUCAGGUCUCUUUUGCGCAUCCAUCAACUUUCUUGAAUCCUCCACAGCUUAUUCUGCUCCUCGUUGGGGAUUCCAUCCAAAUUCUGACAACCUAAGAUAUGGUGCAUUGCCCCGCGAAGCAGUUUGCACUGAGAAUCUCACUCCUUGGUUAAAGCUUCUCCCAUGUCGAGAUAAAGCUGGGCUGGCUUCUCUAUUGGACAGGCCUUCUAUUUAUAAAGGCUACUACCAUUCCCAAAGAUUGCGGAUAGUCUCAACUAAAGUUACUGGUAUAGUUCUUGAACAGACACUGACUGUUGUGCUCCAACCAAAUGUCAAAAGGAAUAACCCUGUUUCUUCUACUGAGGGAUCUCUGCAGCCUAAUUGGUCCAUGAGUGCAGUAUUUAAAAAGAAGAUAACAGGACAGUGUGUUCUUGCCAAAGCUAGUAGAGUGUUCCUUGAACUAGAGGAAGGUUUAGUUGCUGAACUUGAGAAAAGGGUAUUUAGAGAUUCUUGGAGUAAUCCUUUAUUUGAAUUGUCUGCUAUGCCAGAUAGGGAAAUCAAAGAGAUCAACGCCUUGCAAGAUCAAAGUGGUUCAAUUUUAUAUGAGUUCAAGGUUGCUAACUACAACGAGUAUGAACCUUUGGAUGUGGGCAUGAUGUGGAAGGUUCCUUUGGUCUGGUCUUGUCCCCAUGCACCAUUCCAUGUGAGCCGGUUUCUAAUGGGAAGUGGAAAUGAACGAGGCUCACUUGCUAUAUCAUUGCAAUCCACCCAGUCGCAUGAGCAAUUCUUAGGUGGCUCAGAUGCUUGUACGCUACAAGUAGUUGUUUUUCAGGUUGUUCCAUGGUAUGUUAAAGUUUAUCAUCACACACUACAGAUUUUCAUAGAUGGGAAGCCUCAGACUGUCUCUGAUGUGAUUGAAAAGUUACAAGUGACCCCUUCAGAAGACAAGUUGUUACCUGGGACAUUGGAAUUGAUGCUUAGAUUUCCUUGCAGCAUGCACUCUGCUACGUUAACUUUAGACUUUGACAAGGGAUUCUUGCACAUUGAUGAAUAUCCUCCAGAUGCUAAUCAAGGUUUCGACAUUCCAUCAGCUUUAGUUAGUUUUCCUGGCUUCCAGUCAAGCAGAAGUUAUCAUGAAGAUGACUCACUGAAAAAUUCUCCCUUGCUUCUGAAAUUCCAGGAGAAGCAUGUUAUGCGGUCUUAUACAGAAGUAUUGCUUGUACCUUUAACAACUCCAGAUUUUAGCAUGCCUUAUAAUGUCAUCACUUUUACUUGCACUGUUUUGGCAUUAUAUUUUGGAUCAUUGCUCAAUGUCUUGAGAAGAAGGAUUGGUGAGGAAGAGAGAGAAUUGAAAAGCAAAGCUGCCAGGCCUGGGUUGAUCCCCCUGCUUCUAGCUAAGUUGUCUUCCAAGUUAAAAGGACGGACAGAUGAGUCAUCCCAGUCAUCGCCAUCAUUAUCAUCAUCUUCACCAUCUAUAUUAGGACCCAAGCUAUUAUUCAAAGUCAUAUUAAUUGCCGUGUUAGCUGUUUUUUGGAACUAUUAUUUAAACAAUGGCUGAGGUCAAUGGAUAAGCCAUAUACACUGAGAAUGGUUAUUGGUGUUAAUUGCAGCUGAGCUCUGAAACGGUCUAAAUCUGACUUGUAGCUGUUGAUCACGACGGCAGUGCUGUGCUUUGCUUUGUUCAGAUCUGGAUCCAACGGUUCUUUCAAGCACAAAAUGGCUUUUGCAUGUCUAGAUCUAUCACUGUUGAAACUUUAAAGAAUUGUGUUCACCAAGUGAAUUAUAUUUCCCUAACUUGGGUUUAGGAAACUUAGGCUUAGGAAAUUGUUGUUUAUUUGAUAAAACAGCAGUUGCAUGUUUAGACUUGUCAUUGUUGUAUAGAAAUAUUCGGCAAGAGGAACAUACUGUGGAUAUAUGAACAGGAUCAUCCUUUAGGAUGAGAAAGAUACCAGAGAUGCUUCGCAAAUUCUUUCACAUU
This is a messenger RNA of Phoenix dactylifera (date palm), 2758 nucleotides long. RefSeq names its product GPI transamidase component Gpi16 subunit family protein. The record is from RefSeq and is a predicted model, not a curated record. Gene Ontology annotation, biological process: attachment of GPI anchor to protein. NCBI's taxonomy places the organism in Eukaryota, Viridiplantae, Streptophyta, Magnoliopsida, Arecales, Arecaceae. Gene Ontology annotation, cellular component: GPI-anchor transamidase complex.